AUGAACAUGAAUGUCUGUUCAUAUCUAUCUCAGCCUGUUCAUAUCUAUCUAUCUAUCUAUCUAUCUAUCUAUCUAUCUAUCUAUCUAUCUAUCUCCAUCUGUUCAUAUCUAUCUAUCUAUCUAUCUAUCUACCCCAUCGCCACACCAGCUGCUGCCAGGGAAAGGGCACCAAGGUCAUUAAGAACAAAGUUACAUCUUCAAUGUCUGAUAAAGCAACAGCACUUUUUCUUUCUUUUCUUCUUUCUUUCUUUCUUUCUUUCUUUCUCUUUAAAUACUUUUAAUAGUUUACUUUCUUUCAUUUUUUGUUUCUCCUUUCUUUCUUUAUUGAAUACUUUUGAAUAUUUUUUCAUUCAUUCUUCCUUUCCUUUUUUAAAUACUUUUAAUACUUUCUUUUUCUUUCUUUCUUUCUUUCUUUAUCAAAUACUUUUAAUACUUUCUUUUUCUUUCUUUUUCAAAUACUUUUAA
Molecule: messenger RNA, 465 nt
Organism: Acanthosepion pharaonis
Lineage: Eukaryota; Metazoa; Mollusca; Cephalopoda; Sepiida; Sepiidae
Source: the annotation of a GenBank genome assembly